AAACAGAAGGAUGGAAGUUGGAGAUUUUGUGUUGAUUAUAGAGGCCUUAAUGCUGUCACAAUAAAAGAAAGAUUUCCUAUCCUUACUGUGGAUGAGUUACAUGGGGCGACCGUUUUUUCCAAGUUGGAUUUAAGGGCUUGCUACCAUCAAGUAAGAAUGCACACAAAUGAUGUUCCUCAAACAGCCUUUCGGACACAUCAUGGGCAUUAUGAAUUUUUAGUGAUGCGUUUUGGCCUCACUAAUGCUCGAUCCACCUUUCAGUCAACCAUGAAUCAAAAUUUUCAACCAUUCUUGAGGAAGUUUGUUAUCAUAUUCUUUGAUGAUAUCCUAGUUUAUAGCAAGUGUUUGACAGACCAUGUGGCACACUUACAAAGUGUUCUCCAAUGCUUAAAGAUACACUCCUUGUUUGCUAAGUUGAGUAAAUGCACUUUUGCUCAGUCAUCCAUUGAAUAUUUAGGCCAUGUAAUCUCUGCUCUUAGAGUAGAACCUGAUAAAACCAAAGUGGAGUCUAUGAUCAACUGGUCUGAGCUAACAAACCAGAAACAAUUGAGGGGAUUUUUAGGUCUUAUGGGAUAUUAUCGAAGAUUCAUUAAAGGCUAUGCAUUUGUAGCAGCCCCCCUCACCGACUUAUUGAAGAAGGAAUGGUUUUCAUGGAGCCAUCAAGCCCAAGAGGCUUUUGAAAUGUUGAAGAAAGCCAUGAUUGAAGCACCGGUAUUAGCUCUGCUGAUUUUACUCAACCCUUUACAUUGGAGACCUAUGCAUCAGGGAUGGGUAUUGGCGCUGUGUUGCUGCAACUUGGUCAUCCCAUUGCUUUCUUCACCAAGAAGUUAUGUCCUAAGAUGCAAAGAGAAUCUACCUACAUCAGGGAAUUACAGGCCAUCACUUCAGCUGUAGCAAAGUGGAGACAAUAUUUGUUGGGAGGUAAAUUUUACAUCAAAACUUACCAAAAGAGCUUGAGAGGUUUGAUGGACCAGAUAAUGCAAACUCCUGCACAACAAUAUUACUUGUCAAAGCUUCUAGGUUACAAAUAUGAAAUUGCAUAUAAACCAGGGAAGGAAAACGCUGUUGCUGAUGCACUAUCCAUUUUUUUACCACUACCCAACCAAGCAUCAUGGCUAUUUCAGUUCUAAUUUUUGAGUUUUUGGAUCAAUUGAAGCACGAGAACGAGAGGGAUCCAGAAAUCACAAACCUGAUAGAAAAUAUUUUAGCUCAACCACAACAAUUUGCACAACGGUCAAUAAGGGACGGUUUCAUAUACAAUAGAGGAAAAUUGUUCUUGGGAACUCAAUCCGAACUCAAGGCUACGCCGAUCAAGGAAUUUCACUCAUCACCUACAGGUGGCCAUGCUGGAAUACAUAGAACAUAUGUUAGAUUGGCUGCAAAUUUCUACUGGAAGGGAAUGAAGCAAGAUGUGCAAAAAUUCAUACAACAAUGUCUUCCCUGCCAGCAGAUCAAGAGCAAUACUGCACCACCAUUUGGUUUAUUACAACCUUUGCCUACUCCAGAACAGGUUUGGGAAGAUAUUAGUAUGGAUUUCAUUACUCAUCUAUCUUCAUCAAUGGGUUCACAGUCAUUUUAGUAGUGGUUGACAGAUUCUCAAAAUUUACCUAUUUCGGUCCUUUACAAAAACAUUAUAAUGCCAGUAAAGUAGCAGCUGUUUUUAUGGAAAUAGUAUGCAAAACACAUGGUUUUCCAAGGUCUGUUGUGAGUGAUAGGGAUACUAUUUUCCUAAGUCAGUUUUGGCAUAUUAUUCAGCCCGAUGAUUUCCCUAAGGAGCUGAAUAAUUUAGUGAUGGAGGGUUCAGCUUUUAAGACUUUUUAUAGAUUGUAAUAUGUCUUAAUUUAUCCUUGCCUUCUUCUUUGUAAUGCAGGGCCUGUCCAGCUUUGUUUUCUAGGGGCUUCUCCUCCAUUCUGUAGGUCAGUCCAAAGAUGGAGAUAGAGGCUGCCUUUUCUUGUACAUUAUUUUUUCCUUUUCUAUACAGACAAAUUACUUAUCAAAAAAAAAAAAAAAAAAACAGUCAGUUUUGG
Macadamia integrifolia is the source of this 2027-nucleotide messenger RNA. RefSeq lists its product as uncharacterized. The annotation marks the transcript as partial. Lineage: Eukaryota; Viridiplantae; Streptophyta; Magnoliopsida; Proteales; Proteaceae. The record is from RefSeq and is a predicted model, not a curated record. The transcript has a single exon.